This is a messenger RNA of Rattus norvegicus (Norway rat), 6247 nucleotides long. RefSeq names its product NAC alpha domain containing (gene Nacad). Gene Ontology annotation, cellular component: nascent polypeptide-associated complex. The record is from RefSeq and is a predicted model, not a curated record. NCBI's taxonomy places the organism in Eukaryota, Metazoa, Chordata, Mammalia, Rodentia, Muridae.
AGGAGAUGCUGAUCUUGUUUGGAUGUGGUGGGUAAGGGUGCUGGGGGUACAUUGGUGUGCACCUCAAGACAGGUACAGGGGAAUAGGGAACAGCACCUGGCUUCCUGUAGAUCCAGAAGGUCCUAUACAUUGGACACUCCCUCCUUGCUUGCCUCAAUAGCUACUAAUUUCCCGGACUCCAGCUCACAGAUGACAAUGUGUCAUUCAUUCAUCUGGUGCCUGGCACUGGGAGGGGAGGGGGCACGCGCUGAGCAUUGCAACAGCCGGGAUGGAAACAUAGUACAUUUCAGAGAGGGAAAUGGUAAGCAUCGUCUCUGGAGAUGGGGCACAGGGCUGGCGGGAAUAGAGUUAGUGAGAUACAUUUCUUCCCUGUUGGAACUGAAGGUUGAAAGAAAUGAAGACUGCCGAGCUAGAAGUCAAAGAUCCAGCUCAGCCCAAGAUCUUGUCUGGAGCCGCUUUCCCUGGCGCACCUGGUUCCAUCUCCCUCCCGUUGCCACAGAGACAGGAGGUAGUUGCUAUGGAGACUGACUUCCAGGAGCAGCCAAUCCCGCGCUGCUGUUUCAGCUCAUCUUGGGGCUUAGGGGCUUAGGCUCCUUUCCUGGGCUCCCUGUGUCCUCUGUCCAGACAUUGAGCGAUAGGUUGAGCCAUCACUUAUUAAAGUGGCCCUGCCCCCUCUGCAGAAUAUAUAGCCAUCUCCCCAGAUUAACCCCUGGCUCUGGAGACACAUUUUGACUCUUUUCAGUUAAGAAGCGAUGUCACCUUGAGAGGAGUCUGGCCUCCAAGCGGCCCCUUGGAUGCUGCGGGGAAGGCGGGGCAGGGCGCAGCCUAAUGGCCCUAGGCUCAGCAGUGGGAGAGAGGCGAUGAGGUGAACGUAGGGAACGAGCGCCCUCCCUCUGGCGCUCCGCAGUGCUCGGCGAGCUGGCGCACGCUCACUCGGCUUGAUAGGCGGGCGGGGCAGUGCUGACGUCAUUUACGCCGCCCCCCCCCCCAGCAGAGGGGCGGUGGCCGUGCUGGCUACUCCGAGCGCAUUGACGGACAGAGGGACAGAGAGACAGGGGUAUCGGCAGGCACACGUCCAGGCCAUGCCCGGGGAGGCUGCGGGCGCUGAGCUGCCGCUGCCUGAGGCAGGAGGGUCUGGAUCCCGCACAGAUCUCCCAUGUGAUGCAGCUAUUGCAACCAUCCUGAAAGGGGACCAACGAGAGCCCCAUGGCCUGACCCCAGGGCCUAGCCCUCUGGCGCUCACAUUCCUGUCCAGCAAGCCAGGUGCCCGGCCCCAGCCUGAGGGGGCCAGCUGGGAUGCAGGGCCCAGUGGGGCUGCCUCAACCUGGGUGGACCCGGCAGAGGGCAGCCCGAGCCUAGUGGUCCUCCCUGAGGGCCUGCCUCUCCGGCCUGUGCCUGCCGAUGUCCCUCUCCCCACCACCCUGGAGCCCCGCAUCGUGAUGGGUGAGGAAACAUGCCAGGUCCUCCCUUCACCCAGGGCGGCCUGGCCAGUGCUCAGGGACCGGGAGGGUGGGCACACUGCCCUGCACCCACCUCCGGAGCUGUGUUCUCAGGGUGAUCCUCCUGUGCCUUCCCCUCCCCCUGAUCUCGAUUCUUACUUCACACCCCCCUCUACUCCCACCAAGACCACCUAUGCCCUGCUUCCUGAUCAUGGGCCCCACAGGGGUGCCUGGGGUCUGGAGGCCGAGCUGCUGGAUGAGUUACUGGACUCAACACCAGCCUCACCCUCCGGCUCCUACAUUACGGCAGACGGGGACAGCUGGGCUUCAUCGCCUUCCUGUUCCCUCAGCCUGCUGGCCCCUGCCGAGGGGCUGGACUUCCCCUCCGAGUGGGGCCUCUCCCCAUCAGGGUCAGUGGUAGAUGAACUAGAGCCCCACCCCACGGCACCUCCCGAGCCACCAUCCUCUGAGUCCAGCCUCUCAGCAGACUGCAGCUCUUCCUGGAGCCAAGAGGGCCAUUUCUUUGACCCAAACUGCCUGGCCAACGACCCGAUGAUCCCUGCCGCCCUCCUGCCCUUCCGGGGUAGCCUCAUCUUCCAGGUGGAAGCUGUGGAGGUGACACCGUUGCCCCAAGAGGAGGAGGAGGAUGAAGAGGAGGGAGCUGCUGCUGCUGCUGCUGCUGCUGCAACCCCGGAUGGAGACCUGGCUGGAGAGGGUGAGGACGACAGCACAUCUGCCUCCUUCCUGCAGUCGCUGUCCGACCUGUCCAUUAUCGAGGGCAUGGAUGAGGCCUUCGCCUUCCGGGACGAUACCUCGGCGGCCUCCUCUGACUCAGACUCAGCUUCCUACGCAGGGGCAGAUGAUGACAGGCUAUACAGUGGGGAGCCCCAUGCCCAGCCCAGUGCUCAGAAUAUAGAGCAGGAGUACAGGAGCAGGACCGCAUUUCCAGGGGCAGCAGAGUUCACACCUCAGACAUCAGAGCAAGAGAUCUGCCUAACCGAUAGCCAGGAGUCGGCUGCAGAAAUAGCAGAAGAGAUUCUAACUUUAGGCAUAGAGUCCGAAGCUACUAGGACACCUCCUGAUCGGCAAACAGCUCCAGACCCCCAGGUGGAGGAAGCUACCACAGUGACCCCAUGGGUGGAGAACAAAGAUGACUCAGUUGCUGAACAAGCAUCCAAGGCUCUUCCUGAGCCCUGCCAGAAGGGGACAAGCAUGAUCUUAGGCUGUAAACCCCUCACUGCAAAGGCAAUUCCAGAUCUGCAGGAAGGAGCAGGCCCUGCCAUGUGUCCAGUCCUUCCUGAGAACUUGAAGGAAGGAGGCCAGGGCCUUCCCUCCACAAUGGAGUAUGUGGCUGUGGCUUCAGUGGGGCCCUGGAAGGCUGAGGGAGGUGUCGCAAUACCGCAGGACCCCUUUAUGACAUUACCCCCACUCUUGCAAAAUACAGAUCCCACCUCAGGCCCCGAGUCUGUGGCUGUAGUCAUGCUAGAGCCCCAGCAAGAUGAGGGAUGUGUCACAGUACUCCAGGAUGUUCCUGUGGUAUCACUUCCAUCCCCACAAAGUACAGAUCCAACCCCAGGUCCUGAGGCUGGGGCCAUGGCUACAUUUGAGUUCCAGCAGGCUAAGGAAGGUGUCCCAGAGCUUCAGGAUACCCCUGUGGCAUCAUCCCCAGCCCUGCAAGCCUCAGACCCCACCUCAGAGCCAGAACCUGAGGCUGUGCUUACACUGAGGUCCCAGCAGGAUGAAGAGAUUGUCACAGUACCCCAGGAGUCUCCUACAGCAUCAUCUGUACCCCUGCAAAGCUCAGAUCCCACCUCAGAGCCAGAACCUGAGGCUGUGCUCACACUGAGGUCCCAGCAGGAUGAAGAGAUUGUCACAGUACCCCAGGAGUCUCCUACAGCAUCAUCUGUACCCCUGCAAAGCUCAGAUCCCACCUCAGAGCCAGAACCUGAGGCUGUGCUCACACUGAGGUCCCAGCAGGAUGAAGAGAUUGUCACAGUACCCCAGGAGUCUCCUACAGCAUCAUCUGUGCCCCUGCAAAGCUCAGACCCCACCUCAGAGCCAGAACCUGAGGCUGUGCUCACACUGAGGUCCCAGCAGGAUGAAGAGAUUGUCACAGUACCCCAGGAGUCUCCUACAGCAUCAUCUGUGCCCCUGCAAAGCUCAGAUCCCACCUCAGAGCCAGAACCUGAGGCUGUGCUCACACUGAGGUCCCAGCAGGAUGAAGAGAUUGUCACAGUACCCCAGGAGUCUCCUACAGCAUCAUCUGUACCCCUGCAAAGCUCAGAUCCCACCUCAGAGCCAGAACCUGAGGCUGUGCUCACACUGAGGUCCCAGCAGGAUGAAGAGAUUGUCACAGUACCCCAGGAGUCUCCUACAGUAUCAUCUGUACCCCUGCAAAGCUCAGAUCCCACCUCAGAGCCAGAACCUGAGGUUGCUGCCACACUGAGGUCCCAGCAGGAUGAAGAGAUUGUCACAGUACCCCAGGAGUCUCCUACAGCAUCAUCUGUACCCCUGCAAAGCUCAGAUCCCACCUCAGAGCCAGAACCUGAGGCUGUGCUCACACUGAGGUCCCAGCAGGAUAAAGAGAUUGUCACAGUACCCCAGGAGUCUCCUACAGCAUCAUCUGUACCCCUGCAAAGCUCAGAUCCCACCUCAGAGCCAGAACCUGAGGUUGCUGCCACACCGGAACCACAGCAGCCUGAGGAGGGUGUCACCAUACCCCAGGUUGCCCCAGUAGCAUUACCUUCACCACUGCAAGGCUUAGAUUCAACCUCAGACCUAGAAUCUGUGGUUGCAGGCACAAUGGAGUCCUGGCAGGAUGAAGGGAUUGCCACAGCAACCCAGGACAUGCCUGUGGUGGCACCUCCACCCCUUGGAGGUAUAGAGUCCACCUCAGACCCAGAGCUGAGUGCUCAAGACACCCCUCAGGCCCUGCAGAGAGAAGCAGGCUACACCCCGGGAACCAAGCCUUCUGUCUCUGAGGCCCAUCAGGAAUUAGGUGUGGCCUUAGGACCGAGGCCAGUGCCUAAGGAACAGGAUGCAAAGCCUCCACACUCUGAGCUCCCAGCUUCAGACCAAGCCCAACAGAAUGGCUCAGAGCCAGUUGUAAAGAAUGACAACCUUGGGGUUCCAGGAGAAGGGUCAGGUCCCACUUUGAGCACAAAGACCUCUGAGCCCCUAUCCUGUAUGGGGGAGAAAGUAACUGAGAACCUAGCUGCACCCAAGCCAGGAGCAUGUCUUGAAGCCCACGAUGGGGCCAAGACACACUCACCUCAAAGACAGGCCUCGAGGGCCAAGAACAAGUGUGGGAGAGGCCCCAAACCACCAGGGCAGGGAAAGGGGUCCAAGUCAACAGCAUCGCAGGGUACCACGGAGACCUUCAAGGCGCAUUCUGCUGCACGCUCUGAGACCAGCCAGCCACAGCUGAUGAACUCCGCUGGGGAGGGAACAAGCCUGAGUGUCAAGGACUCCUCAGGCCCCAGGCUUCCUGUGGCUGUAUCUGUACAAUCCAAGCUUGGUUCCUGCCCAGGGUCCCCAGCAAGAGCCACAUGCACACUGAGCAGGGUCUACUCUGAAGAGACUGCCAGGUGUGCACCACCCUUUCAGCACCCGGAGCCUGUGCUAGGCCUAGGCAGCGGAGAACAGCCCAAGGUGACCCUUGGUACCCUUAAUCUCUCCUCAGAAAACUCUGCAGGUGACCUGCUCACCACACCUCAGAAUAGGCUUCUGGACCCUGACCCUGACCCUUCUGCUCCCAGUGCCCUCAACAGGGCAUUCCAAUCAUCCCCAGGGCCCCCAGACCCUUGCCUGUGCCCCACUUCCCAGAAAGACCCUGUGGAAGAGGAGAAGCCCUCAGCCUCUCAUGGUCUGAGGUCUCGGGCAGGAGUCCAGGGAGCUGCUGCCAUUACCACCUCAGGAUCCACAAAGCCUCUGGGAGCCCGGCAACGUGUCAGCCUCUCACCUCACUCCGCCAAUCCCAAGGUGACCCCCACAGAUGCCAAAGACCCGGCUUGCAUCAUCUCAAGCCCCUGCCAAGUGCCUCCUCCCUCUGGGACCCAAAACCCAUCGGGCCCUCGAGGGUUCCCAGCUCAUGAACAAGAGGAUGAGGACAGCCUGGAGGAAGACUCGCAGAGGGCCCCAGGCUCCGGCCAGCAUUCGGAGAGCCACGGGGAGUCGUCGGGUGAGCUGGAUGAGCAGGAUAUCUCACCUCAGAAAUCGCAGUGCCCGGCACAGGACCCAGCCGGCAGCAAUGAGGAGACCACUGCCAAAGCCAAGCAAAGCCGCAGCGAGAAGAAGGCUCGAAAGGCAAUGUCGAAACUGGGCUUACGGCAGAUUCAGGGAGUCACCAGGAUCACCAUCCAGAAGUCAAAGAACAUCUUGUUUGUGAUUGCCAAGCCAGAUGUCUUCAAGAGCCCUGCCUCAGACACCUAUGUGGUCUUUGGUGAGGCCAAGAUUGAGGAUCUGUCCCAGCAAGUACACAAAGCAGCAGCGGAGAAGUUCAAGGUGCCCUCAGAGUCCUCAGCCCUGGUCCCUGAGCUGGCCCCUGGGCCCCGGGUGAGGCCAGAGUGUGAGGAGCAAGAGGAGGAAGAGGAGGAGGUAGAGGAGGCCGGGCUAGAACCUCGUGACAUUGAACUGGUGAUGGCCCAGGCCAAUGUGUCCAGGGCAAAGGCUGUGCGGGCCCUGAAGGACAACCACAGUGACAUUGUCAAUGCCAUCAUGGAACUGACAAUGUAGCUGCUGACUGGAAGCGGGGGCCCGGUCUGCCUCUCCUCAGCUCUGCAGCCCAAUAAAUCGGUGUCACAUGAUCA